Messenger RNA from Populus trichocarpa (black cottonwood), 879 nucleotides. RefSeq lists its product as uncharacterized. The transcript has 2 exons. The coding region runs from base 98 to 592 and encodes 164 amino acids. Lineage: Eukaryota; Viridiplantae; Streptophyta; Magnoliopsida; Malpighiales; Salicaceae. The record is from RefSeq and is a predicted model, not a curated record. Gene Ontology annotation, cellular component: chloroplast.
AUUUGAAUUGAAGCCAUACUGCAAGCUAGUGGCUACCACCCAUUCCUCUGCCUUCGCAGUUGCGCACAAACACACUCUCACAGGAGAGGGGGAGAGAAUGGCAAUAACUCUUUUUUCAGUUCCAACACCUCACCAAUCCCUUUGCACUCGACGCUCAUUUACUAGCUGCAACUCAAGGUUUCAUAGCUCUACAACAACUCUCAUUCAGUACCCAUCUAAGUCUAACAUCAUCCUUCUUUCUUCUUCUUCCUCUUCUUCUUCAAUUACUUCUGUUGUAGAGGAUGGUCCCCCUCCUCCAUCAGAUGCUCUUCCUGCAACCGAUGAUGUCGACAAGCUUCCUCUCAGUGGUUGUAAGGGCUGUGGGAGAGAGGAAAUAGAGAAGGGAUGCAAUGGAGAGGGAAGAAUUCAAGGUGGGAUCGCAACAGUUCCAGGGUUUGGUUGGUGGCCAAUAAAAGCUUACAGGCCCUGUCCUGGAUUUUUAGCAUCCGGUGGAAGGUAUAGGCGACAAGGGCAAAGCAUGGACGAGGUUGCCUUCGGAAGGGGAGGGGAAAAAACUCCGGUAGUGAUCAGUGACGAGGGCGAGACCAGGUAAAUCUGAGCACAGUUUUACCUGAGCAAUCGGGCAUCCUGCUAAUCACUUCUGGAAAUUUUACCUAAACAAGCUGUCCUGGAUUUUAUGCGUAUAAUUGGAUGAGCUGGCCAAGUAUGAUUGUAGUUACUAUAUGUACUGUCUGGUCAUUUUUCACUUUAACUAUAAUCAAAGCCAUAGACCAGCAUACUAUCGUAUCCCAUGUAAAGUUUUUGAAGUCUACAUUACAUUUAAAAUGUCUUCAACCAGAUGUAUUUAUACAUAUUAAAUUAUGUUACAAUCUUCAAUCA